Molecule: messenger RNA, 3807 nt
Organism: Venustampulla echinocandica
Lineage: Eukaryota; Fungi; Ascomycota; Leotiomycetes; Helotiales; Pleuroascaceae
Exons: 4
Coding region: 1-3807 (1268 amino acids)
Biological process (GO): tubulin complex assembly; post-chaperonin tubulin folding pathway; microtubule cytoskeleton organization
Molecular function (GO): GTPase activator activity; beta-tubulin binding
Source: RefSeq, a predicted model, not a curated record
AUGGACGCCCCCGAGGAUGACCGCGAUGUGCUACUCCAAAGGUCCUCAGCAGAGCUUCUCGCAGAUCUUGAAUCCUCCCUGAAGCCGUUCCUCUGGAAGACCACCGUUUCCGGAAAGGUCCAGAUCAGGAGGGGGGUGCGGAUAAGGGAGACAAACAGGCUUGUUGAUCUGCUCGAGCGAUUCCAGGAACUGCCUCAACUCCUCGAUCCACACCUCGACAAAAUAAUCCCCAGCCUGUCCGAAGCAUUCCUUACAUAUCUGCGAUGGGCCUCACGACCAAAGCAUGCGCCUGCCAUUUCUGCCCCGCCGCUGAUGUCCCUUUCGAGUGCUAUAUGCAAGCUCUUAUAUGCUUUUUGCAAAAUCCGCGGUGAAAAGGUAAUUGUCCGAUUCUUGAGUACCGAGACAAGAUACUUGGAGUUGUUGCUCUCUGCCGUGGAAAGUGGCAAUCCAGUCGAGGAGGAACCUGCUCAGGCAUCGGGAACAUGGUCGUGGGAGGAACGAUAUAUUGCACUUCUCUGGUUGUCGCAGCUUCUUCUGGCUCCGUUCGACCUUGCAUCCAUCUCGUCAUCUGAUAAUAUUGAUGAAGAUUUAACGAGGAUUCCUGGAUUCAUCUGGCCAGGUAAUGUCCCCGGCGUGGCUUUACGAGUUAUCCCGUUGGCAAUUCGCUACCUCUCUUCGGCCGGGAAGGAGAGAGAUGCGGCGAAAACUCUCCUUGUGCGUGUUGCUAUGCGUCGUGAUAUGCAAGAACUUGGCCUUCUGCAAUCCUUGGUCAGCUGGGCCAUUUCUCGUUUUCAGGCUGCCCCCGAUGUAGUGAAACCAGCGCAUUACUACAUUGGCCUUCUCUCAUUCCUUGCUGGCGUUCUGGUUUCAUCCGCCGGCUCCACCGCCAUGUAUAAUUAUCUCGGAGACAUCUUUCAUCUUGUACAGCAAAUAUCCGCCGAAGGAAGUCCUGUAUUCAGAAGUAUUCAUGACUCUGCAGUGGCUCGAAAGACUACUAUCAAGAUUUAUCGCGCUAUUACCACUCUUGACCUUCGAAGUAACCCGGACAUGGCGGCUAUGGAGCGGGUAGAGUCCACUAUUGGUAUUCUCAUAGAAUACCUCUCGGACCUAGCAACCCCUGUUAGACUAGCUGCAAGCAAAGCUUUGAGUAUAAUAAUAUUGAAGCUAGAUCCUGACAUGGCCAACGAGGUGGUCGAAGCAAUUGUUGGCAAUCUCGAAAGAGGAGUGUCAUGGCCGGACACGGGCAGGCAGGCUAAUAAGGGGAAUCACACAGCAUUUGAUUUAUCCAAUGCUAAUGCACUUGAAUGGCAUGGGCUUAUUCUAACAUUGUCUCAUCUUUUGUAUCGUCGCUCGUUGCCUGCCAGUAGACUCUCACCGAUAUUACCUUAUCUUGCCAUUGGUCUCUCGUUCGAGCAGCGGUCUACCUUGGGAGCGUCCCUAGGCACUAGUGUACGGGAUGCAGCAUGUUUCGGAAUUUGGGCCCUUGCGCGAAGGUACACAACAGCUGAGUUGGGUUCUGUCACUAUCAAAACUGCAUCUCUCAGUGGCUCAUUUACUGUCAAUUCUUUGCAGCGGAAUCCUAUUUUAGACAGCCCUGCGCUGCAAGGCCUUGCCACUGAGCUCGUCGUCUCAGCCUGUUUGGAUUCCGCUGGGAAUAUCCGACGAGGAGCGUCCGCUGCCCUUCAGGAGCUUGUCGGGAGGCAUCCGGAUAUGAUCAUACAAGGUAUCCAGCUUGUUCAGGUGGUUGACUACCACGCAAUUGCGCUUCGUUCGAGAGCAGUCCAGCAAGUUGCCGUCCAGGCAGCCCAGCUCUCUGAGCUCUAUUUCAAUGGCAUUCUAUUUUGUUUGCUUGGAUGGCGUGGUGUGAGAGAUAACGAUCCUUCUGUCCGGCGUAUGAUUGCCGCUGCAUGUGGAAGUAUCGUGUGGGGCAAUCUGCAGCUAGAUGAUCUGGGGGCUAUUCCAUAUGAGGAGCUUCAGCGUAUCAUCUCAUAUCUUGCAGCGCGGCUUGAACGUUUACCUCUACGAGAAAUCGACGAAGCACAUGGACUACUGCUCUGCCUGUCAUCUACCAUUACGGGGCUGCACCCAUAUCUGCAUGCCCCGAAUAUGAAAUCGGCAGUCCAACACGGCCAUAGGGAUUUCGAAGGCUUAGUUAAAGCCUUAAUUUCCCAAGUACACUCCAUCUUCGAUAGCUGUAUGGAAACCCAGAGAAGGAAAGAGUUUUUGGCAGAAGCUGUGGGUCGCCUGAUGAUUGCAAUAUAUCCUAUAUUGUGCGCAGAUCUCGCUUUCCGCUGGUUUCGAACUCUCAAGGAAGAUCCAUUAAGAGCACCAAAACCAGCUGUUAUUUCAGACCGGUCGCUACCUUUGCCAGAGAAUUGUGAUACCAUGGACAUGGAUAAGACCGUCACGCAACUACUUCGCACUCCGGUGUUGACCAAUGGUGCCCUGGAUCUCGACCCAAUUGUUUUCCUAAGCUCUAUGCAGUCUGUUUCUGAGGCUGGAUUUUCCUUAGAUGACCGGAUCAUCUCUACGAUGAAGAAUUUAUUGAACGCAUUCUUAGAAUUCAAACGAAAAGAGACCAUUGAUGCUGUUUCUGAAGCUGCUGCCAAUUUCACGUUCUUACUAGACAGGAACGACAGGUCAUCAAUUAUCCUUGAAUGGAUUCAAGCUGCUACAGCGAAAGCGGAAUCUGGUCGUAGCGGAGUGGGCAAGGCAUAUUUGCAUACCCUGUUUAAGACCUUUCCUUUGGCCAUAGACUGUUCACCGAAUUCAUCGGGCCUGCAAAAAGAAAUCCUUGAACACAUUCAAUGGCGAUGGGACUUGGGCCAUCAUAUUGAAACCCGAACCACAAUUCUGGCAUGCCUGGCGAGGAGCGCUGCACUUCUGACCCAUGCGCACCGCUUUUUAAAUAUCAUUACCGACGGUCUUGACGAUUAUACCACUGACAAUCGUGGUGAUAUUGGCUCCCUCGUGCGCAUUGAAGCUUUGGGAGCAGUAGGAGCUCUGGCUAGGGCGUUCGACCUUUUUGAGGAUGCCAACUUUGAGAAGUUCCGUUGUCUGUUUGGUAGACUUUUGAGGCUUGGAACUGAGAAACUGGACAAAGUUCGAGCUGAAGCACAAGUAUCCAUAACUUAUACACUACGGAAUAGGGAGCGUGACACGUUCAAAUCAAUGCCACCCACCUCCCAGCAGUACUUUCGCUACCUCUUGGAAUUACCAAAGCACUCAUGGGCACAAUAUACUGCGCGAUAUGAUGAGCUAUGGCUGAUUGACUUGCUUGAAGGCUACGUUCUAUCGGCGGAUACUGGGUCUCAGGACCUUGUGCGUACUAGCCGUGCUGCGCUUGUCCAAUUCUGCGAUGAGCAAAGUCCGCUAGGAAAUGCAGAAACCGUUUGUACUGCCUUGUUCCAAGUCCUGAAGAACAAUAUAUCAAACGAUAGAGUCCUUGUUCCUACACUGGAAGUCAUUAGCUUCCUCUUCGAUAUGGAUAUUAUUCAAAAGACUCCACUGAAAUGGCGAUCACUGUACGCCCUUACCCAGAAAGCUCAUUUCAAAACAUCCAACGUUCGGAAACUCGAAGCUGCUGUUAAGGUGUACGGGGGUUUGAUGGAAGUCUAUCCUGAAGCUGUUCAGAAGUUGUCGAGCAUGCUCCUCCACCCAUUUCCAAGAAUUAGGAACCUUGUGGCUGAAGAGUUGUUUGUUGGGAAAGGUGUGGGAAAGAAAGUCAACUGGACCAAAGCUUCGAAGGGAGAUCUGGUCAAAUUGCAGAAGGAGCUGGGAAUGGAUGCGCCUGCAGCACGGUCGUGA